Messenger RNA from Aspergillus puulaauensis, 2355 nucleotides. Its product is annotated as transcription factor domain-containing protein. Gene Ontology annotation, molecular function: zinc ion binding; DNA binding. The transcript is spliced from 2 exons. The record is from RefSeq and is a predicted model, not a curated record. Gene Ontology annotation, biological process: DNA-templated transcription. Lineage: Eukaryota; Fungi; Ascomycota; Eurotiomycetes; Eurotiales; Aspergillaceae. The coding region runs from base 1 to 2355 and encodes 784 amino acids.
AUGUUCACUGAUAAGCGGAAACAAUCCGCUGCUGGGUUCGCCGAUGAUGGGCCUAGUAUGAAGAGGAACGGUAACCCUUUGGGCUACAAUUCUCGCACUCCUUGGCUUCAUGAUUCCUCAUUCUCUGCAAGCCGGCGGUCGGUAGGGAAUCGCGCACACGCGGCUUCUUUACCACUGGCUAAUAUGGUGUCGACCGUGCAAGAUCUACUCGAUCCGGAUUUUGACCCAGUGAUUGCGAUACUGGACGAAGAGCCGCGUUUUUUGAAGCCAUUGCCCACCCGGAUAUCACCGGAGGACUUGGAGUUCCUGCGCUUUCGAGGGGCGCUCACAAUCCCCGAGAGCGGGCUACGGACUGAGCUAUUACGCUGCUAUAUUAAAUGGGUUCAUAGCUUCUUGCCGGUGUUGAAUCUACAGGAGUUUUUGCGACGUGUUGCUGAGAAUGACCCAGAGGGCGACAUUAGUCUUAUGCUAUUCCAGGCCGUGAUGUUUGUGGCAACAGCCUUUGUUGACUUGAAGCAUCUACAGGCAGCUGGGUACGCAACCCGAAAAGCCGCACGCAAUGCAUUCUAUACAAGAUUAAGGUUACUCUACUCGCUUGAUUGCGAAGAAGAUCGCUUAGUUGUUGUGCAGACCCUCCUUCUCAUGACUUACUGGACCGACCACAUGAAUAACCCGCAGAGAGACAUAUGGGAUUGGAUUGGGAUUUGCAGUACCAAUGCGCAUUCUAUAGGGUUGAACAGAGAUCCGUCUCCUGCCGACCUCGACAUAAGGACAAAACGGCUGAGGGCGCGUUUGUGGUGGUGCUUGUUUGCGCGGGAUCGUCUCAUAGCUAUGGGUUUGAGGCGCCCAACGCAGGUCAACGAAGGAUCAAGUAACCUUCCAAUGCUAACGCUGGAUGACUUUGACCCCGAGCCAUUCCAUCCAGCUGUCAUUGAGCUGUUCCACUGCCGGCAACUGGAGGACGCCUCACAUCGGAAGCGCCUUGCUACUAUGUUCAUUGAGAAAACCAAACUAUGCCAGUGUAUUGGCCGAGUUCUAUUUGCUCAAUACAUUCCCUCCCAAUUUCAAUUCGGCAUGACCAACAGAACAACAAUCACACUUGCACCCCGCCAUGCUUCCGAAUCCGAGUUGGCUCGAUGCAGUCAGCGACUCGACGCAUGGCUUUCUGGUCUGGCCAGAGACGCCCAGUUUAUACCUGCCUCGAAGACCAGUUUCAACGAAGGAGAAGAUGUAUUACUUCUCCACGGUGCUAUGAUACGGAUGCUCUACCAUGCUACUGUUAGUGCGUUGCAUCGGCCCUGGGCAUAUGGACCCGUAAAAGACCAAACAAAGUCUCGCCUUGAGUUGGCAAACGUCGCAAAAACAAAGAUGCAGGAUGCUGCUGUUGGAAUCACUCAGAUUAUCCAGGGUCUCAACCAACUAAACCUUACCCGGUACCUCCCUCAGUCUGGCGUAACUGUCAUCUUACCGGCGGCCGUGGCUCACUUGGCCAACUCCAUGUCAAACGAUCCUACACUUCGUCGAAACAGCAUUUCCAACUUCCAGCGGUGCAUUCAAGUUCUGCAGGGGUUGAAAGAAAUAUAUCCUGCAGCUGAUAUGGAAGUGGCUAAUAUAGAAGCUGCUGUAAAAGCGCAAUCCAGCACAAGUGCGCUUUUGAAAAUCAUGCAGUUCAACGGCUCUCCUCCAGAUCAGCCUCAGGAUCCGCCACGCAAAGCAAGCUUUGGUCCCAAUCCAUCACAUAUACCGUCACCACUGGAAGAUGACAACCCUACGCGCUGGACGCCCCCUAACGACGAGAAGGAGCCUGAAACUGUGCAUCCUAUUCUACAUCAACUUGGUUCCCCACCAGCUCCAUCAGCAGCCUCUCCAAACGGUCCGCGUAAUAACAGCACCGCAGAAGUGACCCCGCCCAAUACUCGACAAAACCAACCCACUCCACCUAACGAUUUCACGGAGCCGGUUAACAACAGCAGCACCACUCCUAAUGCCCGACCUCAGCCUCUCCCAAGCACUGGGCCCUUCUCUUUCUCUGACCUCGAAUUGGACCUGAACACAUACACCGCCAACUUUACCCCUCCCAAUCCUGACCCAUCCAACGACCUCGACAUUGACCUAGACUGGACCAGCGAAUUACUCCGCUGGGCAGACGCCAACCCGGAAUACUACGACACAAACGCGAACGAAGUCAGGGAUAUUUUCUCGUUUCCAACAGGCCCAGGCCACAGUCCGACGACUAGUCUUGGCCAAAAUCAAGCUCAAGGCCAAAGCCAUGGACAGGGGAGUUUAGGCGGUGGAAUCACAGGAGAUCUAGAUCGAGACUUGGGAAUCUCGUUUUCUGGCGAUGAGAUGUUUUAG